Messenger RNA from Phymastichus coffea, 1225 nucleotides. RefSeq names its product inhibitor of growth protein 1-like. The record is from RefSeq and is a predicted model, not a curated record. Gene Ontology annotation, cellular component: nucleus. Gene Ontology annotation, biological process: positive regulation of DNA-templated transcription. The coding region runs from base 147 to 1043 and encodes 298 amino acids. Lineage: Eukaryota; Metazoa; Arthropoda; Insecta; Hymenoptera; Eulophidae. The transcript is spliced from 3 exons.
UUUGCUUUGACUUCACCUAUUGUUGUUGACAUGGACGAGUCCGAAAAGUGAUUUCUGAAUUGUUUUUGUGUGAAACGCGCAGGCUGUGUUGAACUUUUAAGUUAAAUAAAUAAUUACGACAGACUUGAGAAUAAUUAAACUUUAUAAUGUUAAGUCAGGCCAUAGUUGAUACAAUUUACUCAACAAAAUUUAUCCAAAAUUACUUUGACUGCAUAGAAAAUUUACCACUACAAUUGCAACGAUAUCUUUCACGAUUACGAGAGCUGGAUGCUACUUGUCAGAUCUACCUUCGAGAAAUCGAUCAACAACAGGAAGAACUAAGUAAUCCAGAUAUUGACGUCUCAACAAAGUCUCAAGCUCUAAAAAAAUUAAUGCAGGCACUCAUUUACACUCAAGAAAUUGGAGAUGAAAAACUUCAUAUAGUGCAAAUUAUUCAAGAUCUUGUAGAAAGUAGAACUAAGCAGUUAGAUGUAAAUUUUGAACAUAUAGAUGCUUUAAGAGAUCAAGAAAGCAAUCAACCAAUCAAGGAUCCUAGUAUAAAUACCAAUAUCAAUGCAAAUAGUAGUAAUAGUAACAAUGAGAAAUCAGUGAAACGAGUGAGGCGCACCAGAGCUGAAAUGGAAUCUGCUCAAGCUAUGGACCUUGAUGCAAUGUCUGAAAAUCCAUCAUCUAGUGCUGUAAACUCUUCAAAUGGAAACCAAAGGAAAGCAAAUGCAACAAACACUAGUAAGAAGAAAAAAAGGAAAUCACGUCAUGACAGUGUACGUGAAGAUACACCACCAUUACCUGACGAAGAAAUAGAUCCAAAUGAGCCUACUUAUUGUUUAUGUGAUCAAAUUUCUUAUGGAGAAAUGAUUAUGUGUGACAAUGACUUAUGUCCAAUAGAAUGGUUUCAUUUUUCUUGUGUUUCUUUGAGUACAAAGCCUAAAGGUAAAUGGUUUUGUCCAAAAUGUAGAGGUGAUAGACCUAAUAUUAUGAAACCUAAAGCUCAAUUCUUAAAAGAAUUAGCAUUAUACAAUAAAGAGAAAGAGGAAAAAUCGUAAUUGGAAUAAUAUUAAAUAUUAUUUUUUAAUUUACUUUUCAAAUGAUCAAGUGAAUCUUUUCAAUAAUAAUAAAAUUAUGUCAAAUUGACAAUGAAUUAAAUUAAGUUAGAAAAGUAAUGUAUUCUAUUGGAAACAAUUUUCGAAAUAUUGCAUAUUAAAAUGUAUAUUAUUUCUACAGGUAU